Molecule: messenger RNA, 2062 nt
Organism: Neodiprion fabricii
Lineage: Eukaryota; Metazoa; Arthropoda; Insecta; Hymenoptera; Diprionidae
Gene: mdlc
Product: E3 ubiquitin-protein ligase RNF113A
Exons: 7
Coding region: 44-1024 (326 amino acids)
Biological process (GO): snoRNA splicing
Cellular component (GO): U2-type spliceosomal complex
Molecular function (GO): metal ion binding
Source: RefSeq, a predicted model, not a curated record
GCGACAGACGCGCCUCGCCUUGCUUUCAUCGUUAAAAAUAAACAUGGCAGAAAACGAAGCGUCAGAAAAGCCAAAUUGCACGUUUUUGUUCAAGAAGCGAAAAAUCCGCAACAACGCAGCAAGAAAACGGAAAGAAAUUGUGGGAGAAAAUGACGAUAGCGAAGAAGAAGCAGUCACGGUUGUCAAAAAGGAAAAAAAGACCGACGUUCAAAAUCCUAUGAGACAAAGUACAAGUAUCAAGAGGCAACGACCUGUAAUAGGUGAAAAUGACGAGGAAGCCGAAGAUGACAGCGUCACUGUCUCUUAUAAAAGUAAGCGGAAUGUGAUGCCUGCAGGGCCCAGCGAUCAAGGAGCAACGGCCAUUCUGGAAACAGAGACAGAAAUCGACAGAGAUGCCCAAGCUCUGUUUGAAAGGGCUCAGAAAAUCAAUGAGGAGUUGGAGGGCAAAGAAGACGACAAAGUAUACCGUGGCAUGAACAAUUAUGCUCAGUAUUACAAAAAAAAGGACACUGCAGCAGGCAACGCCUCCAGUGGAAUGGUGCGCAAAGGACCCAUCAGAGCACCAGCAAAUCUCCGAGCCACUGUAAGAUGGGAUUAUCAGCCAGAUAUCUGUAAAGAUUACAAAGAAACGGGUUUUUGCGGAUUUGGAGACAGCUGCAAGUUUCUCCAUGACAGAUCCGACUACAAAUUAGGCUGGCAGUUAGAGCGAGAGGCAGCCAGUGGCGAAUAUGACAACAGCGGUGACGAGGAUGACAAGAAAUAUGAAAUAGACAGCGACGUUGACGAUCUGCCAUUCAAAUGUUUCAUAUGCAGGAACAGAUUCACCGAUCCCAUUGUCACAAAGUGCAAACAUUACUUCUGCGAAAAAUGUGCCCUCGAACAGUACAAAAAGAGUACGAGGUGUUUCAUUUGCAACGUACAAACAAACGGCAUGUUCAAUCCAGCCAAAGAGUUGGUGGCGAGAAUGAAGGUGGAAGAAAUGGAGGCGGCGGAGCAAGAGAAGGCCGAUAGCGAUUCUGACUAGUGCAGAUCCGACUUUGUGUAAUACUUUAAUUUAGUGAACCGCGCAGCAAUCAACUUAAACAAAUUUGCUCUCUAUUACCGGGUGGCGAUGUAACAACGCGCGACGUAGGACAGACUUCGGACUACAUAUAUGUAUAUCAAUUGUCCCCAGUCCCACACGUGCUCAGUCAUCGCGUGGCAGCCUUUGCAAACGCUCAUUGUUAGCCGAGUAUCUGCUCCCGACGGUCCGCCGCCGCGUGUAGUCAUAGACCCCCGGAGUUUUACGAUCGGCUUUGUUUACCAACGGCUGAGUAACGAGCGCCACCGAGGCUUACGGGCAUGUAUUUUUUGGCCAAGAGCGUCUUUCUUCCCCUUUUAUUCUCUCUUAUCGCGUCUCUGAAAAAAUGAGUGAUUAUACCAACUAGUUAUUAUCUAAUCUACUCGUAGAGACCUUCGGCUCUGAAUUUCGGAAACAAGCUUCGGAGAAGCGGGCGAAUUUCACGUCAGUUUACUGAGAUCAGUUGGCGCUAAGUUUCACGUUUUUCAGCCGUCUAAAGUGUCUUCAAAUCUUCCAUUCGCCUUGAGAUUCGGGCAAAAUAGGAGCGGUGAGAAUCCAGUGUGAAAAGUGCGUUCCCUUAUCUCUGUAAACGUGACCACGACGACGACGACGAUCAAGAGAGCAACGACCGAAACUAGUGGCGCACUAAUGCGUCCUCGUAAAAAUGACUAGACACUGAUAAAAAGUAAAACAAAACCUUCACCUUCUGGAGGAAGGAAAGCUCCAAGGCUGCUAUUCAACACUGAUCGCGUUUCUUUUCGUUCUGGAUAUAUAUAGAGCAAAAACAAAGGGCCAAAGAAAAAGUGGAUGAAAUGCUGGAUUAGUAAGGUAUUUUCAAAUAAAUUCGAGAAAUCGAAUGAAAGUAAACGUUAUAUAAAUUACCAGUAUAAAUAUAAUGUAUACUACAGAUAUUUCACAGAUCUUAUCAACUUGUCUCCGCAGCCCCGAUAGCACUCACUCAACGUACAUGUAUACUGUGUAAAUAAAUUUCGAUUUAUCUUU